CUUCCUCCCUCAUAAAAAUCUAGGGUUUUCGUUUUCUUCCAAUUGUUUGAACCUUUAAACCUUUUUUUUUUAAAGAAAAAUCUUUUUUCUUUCGAAAUGCCAGACCUUGGAAAUCUUUCUCACUCUUCAUCUCUAUCUCUCUCUCGUUGCCCUCACCUGAAACUUCUCUCCAUUGACUCUGCCGAUUCCGCCAAUGCUUUUGACCCUGGCGCCAUCAAAACCCUAGCCUUAAACUGCGGUUGGGCCCAGGGAUUGGUCCGAAAAGGCGCUGACUGCAAUGGGAAUGGAAUUAGGGGUUUGAAGCGAGUGAAGAAGGGGUCUAAUGGUAAGGUUUUGGGGGAUUAUUUGAGGGAUUGGGUUCAGAGUAAGAUGGAAUCUGGUAUUCCUGAGUCCGGGUGUGUUCUUCCAUUUCUCGUUGGGGCUAAGAAAUCGGUUGAAUGUCUCCAUUGCUAUAAGCUCAUCUAUCCAGGGGAGGAGGUAUUAUGCUCAGUUCGUGGUUGUCAAGGAGUUUAUCACGAAAUAUGUGCCAAAGAAAGUUUUAGGAUGUCUAAUCCAAAAAAGUUCCAGUGUCCACAGCAUGUAUGCUUCGUUUGCAGACAGAGAACACAAUGGCGAUGUGUAUGUUGUUCAAUGGCGUCUCAUAAUAAGUGUGCCCCGUGGCCAGAUGCAGUGACUCAUUUGGAGGACAAACCGGGGAGAGCAAUUUGUUGGAGGCAUCCAACUAAUUGGCGGCUGGACAAGAAGCAUGCAGUUCCAGCAACUGAAAUAGAGGAAAUUUUCUGUCAAUUGCCUUUACCUUACAAGGAUGAGGAGUUCAAGCUUGACUUGACAUGGAGAGAUUUAAUGGAGAAUAAAUUGGAGCCACCUCCAUAUGUCCACAUCAAGCGCAAUGUCUACCUAGUGAAGAAAAAGCGUGAUGAUGCUGAUGAUGAUAUUGGAUGCACAAGUUGUAGUUCCGAUUGCUCCGAGGAUUGUGUAUGCAGAGUUCAAUGCAUAAGCUGCUCAAAGGCUUGCCGCUGCCCUGAAACUUGCACCAACAGGCCAUUUCGCAAGGAGAAAAAGAUCAGAAUUGUCAAGACUGAACUUUGUGGUUGGGGUGUAGAGGCCGCUGAACCUAUUAAUAAAGGAGAUUUUGUAAUUGAGUAUAUUGGGGAAGUAAUUGAUGAUGCUCAGUGCGAAAAGAGGCUUUGGGACAUGAAGUACAAGGGGGUGAAGAACUUUUACAUGUGUGAAAUUCGGAAAGACUUCACAAUAGAUGCAACUUUUAAAGGGAACACAUCUCGUUUUUUAAACCACAGCUGUGAUCCGAACUGUGUUUUGGAGAAGUGGCAAGUUGAAGGGGAAACACGUGUGGGGGUGUUCGCUGCUCGAUCAAUUGAAGUUGGCGAGCCACUGACAUAUGACUACAGGUUUGUGCAAUUUGGACCCGAAGUGAAGUGCUAUUGUGGUUCUUCAAAUUGUCAAGGUUAUCUUGGGACCAAAAGAAAGAUUGUUAAAUUGGAUCUUUCCUGGGGCUCAAAACGCAGGAGAUCUUCAGCUGCUUGCUUAGCCAUCAUAACUGUAUAAUUUGUAUCAGUUGCCUGUUUAGACUGGCUGGUUUGUUGUAAAUUAGUCUUACCAGGCUAGAAUGGGUGAAAAAAAAAUUGAAAAGAAGAAAAUGAAAGAACCAAGAUGAGUCAAGCUUCAACAUUGUUGAAAAAAAAGUAUUUUUCUCACAUAAACAUUUCCAAAAUCCCCUUUCAAUUGGCUUUGAUGUAAUACUACUGUAAGGAAGCCUAGCUCCCCAUGUUGGGUUGCUCAUCUGAAUGCAGAGUUGGAUCUUGGUCACAUUGGCUGAGAAAAAUGAAAAUGGCUUGUCAGAGGCAUUCAACUGUCUUAAUUGUGGUUUUCAUGUUU
Theobroma cacao (cacao) is the source of this 1896-nucleotide messenger RNA. It is a transcript of the gene SDG4, whose product is annotated as SET domain group 4. Gene Ontology annotation, cellular component: nucleus. Gene Ontology annotation, molecular function: protein binding; histone methyltransferase activity. The record is from RefSeq and is a predicted model, not a curated record. NCBI's taxonomy places the organism in Eukaryota, Viridiplantae, Streptophyta, Magnoliopsida, Malvales, Malvaceae.